This is a messenger RNA of Nematolebias whitei (Rio pearlfish), 4410 nucleotides long. Its product is annotated as glutamate receptor ionotropic, NMDA 2C. Gene Ontology annotation, molecular function: NMDA glutamate receptor activity; transmitter-gated monoatomic ion channel activity involved in regulation of postsynaptic membrane potential. The coding region runs from base 204 to 4370 and encodes 1388 amino acids. Gene Ontology annotation, biological process: synaptic transmission, glutamatergic; excitatory postsynaptic potential; monoatomic ion transport. NCBI's taxonomy places the organism in Eukaryota, Metazoa, Chordata, Actinopteri, Cyprinodontiformes, Rivulidae. Gene Ontology annotation, cellular component: postsynaptic density membrane; postsynaptic membrane; NMDA selective glutamate receptor complex. The transcript is spliced from 16 exons. The record is from RefSeq and is a predicted model, not a curated record.
ACACACACACAGGCGCUGAUGAACUCAUGCGCUCAGAGGCUCGGUGUAAAUGUGGACUCCUACAGGUGCCGAGAGGGGAGAGAGGCAGGUGAAAACUAGGUGAAAACAAAGACAUUUAGAGGGGAAAAGAGAAGAGGAUAACCAUGGAGCAGCAGGAGUUCAGGUUUGAUCACAGCAGAAUGCACAGGCGGUAAGCUGCCAACAUGGUCACCAACAGGGGACACCCUCGCCCCUCGCCCUGGCCUCCUGUCGUCCUCCUGCUCCUCAUCUCCUCCCCGCCGCCGCUGCAGGCACGGCCGCUCCUCGUCCACUCGUCCGUUAACGUGGCGGUGGUGUUCAGCGGCUCCAGCUACCAGAACGAGGUCAGAGGUCGCCUCAGCGGGGAGAACUUCGUGGACCUGCCCGUGGUGGUCAGCCCAGUGACGGUGCUAGUCAACGACACCAACCCCCGUGACCUGCUGACCCACCUCUGUGAUACCAUGGCAACGGAGAAGCUGCACGGGGUGGUGUUUGAGGACGAUGUGGGCUCAGGUGCAGGUGAUCAGGUGGCAGAAGUGGCACAAAUCUUGGACUUCCUCUCCACUCAGACAGCUCUGCCGAUUGUGGGCAUCAGCGGUGGCUCUGCGGUUGUUAUUCCAUACAAGGCGGAGGGAUCCUCCUUUUUGCAGAUGGGAGCUUCUCUGGAGCAGCAGGUCAUCUGCAUGUUCAAGAUGUUGGAGGAGUAUGACUGGGGCGAGUUUGCGGUGGUCACCAGCUUGAUGCCAGGCUAUGACACUUUUGUGGAUAUUGUACAGUCUUACACAGACACUUCCUACUUCCUGUGGAACCUGCAAGAUAUUAUGACCCUGGAAAUGUCUGUUGGGGCCAAUGACUUGAAGACCAAACGCAUGCUGCAGCAGUUGGACUCCCAGGUAUUGCUGGCGUACUGCUCACACGAGGAGGCGCAGUACUUGUUCCGUCUCGCAGCUGAGGUGGGCCUGCUGGGGCCCGGCUACAUCUGGAUCCUCCCCAGUCUGGCUGUGGGCAACCCCAACAGCCUUCCACCUGCCACCUUUCCCGUGGGUGUGAUCGGUGUGAUAACAGACCAGUGGAGGAAAAGUUUGCGUCAGAGAGUGAGGGAGGGGGUCGCCAUCAUAGCCAAAGGGGCAGAGAGCUUUAAGAAGGCUUACGGUUUCAUUCCUGAGGGGCACGGUGACUGCAACAAACCAGCCAAACAGUCAGAAAACAACACUCUGUUCAGGCACAUGAUGAAUGUGACAUGGGAAAGGAAGGAUCUGUCGUUCAACAACCAAGGCUUCCUAUCCAACCCCUCCAUGGUCAUUAUUGCUUUGGAUCGGGAGAGGCAGUGGGACAAGGUGGGAACGUUUGCUCGCGGCAUCCUUCAGGUUCGCUACCCCAUCUGGCCGCGCUACGGCAGCUUCCUGGAGCAUGUAUCUGAUGACCGCCACCUGACUGUGGCCACCCUGGAGGAGCAUCCCUUUGUCAUGGUGGAGAACGUGGACCCAGGAACCGGCACAUGCGUCCGCAACACUGUGCCCUGCAGGCGUCAGUCCAAUCAUUCAGACAGUCCCUUCGGUCAAUCAGAGUCCUUCACCAAACUGUGCUGCAAGGGUUUCUGCAUAGAUAUCCUCAAGAAACUGUCCAAAACCAUCAAGUUCUCCUUCGACCUUUACCUGGUCACCAAUGGGAAACAUGGCAAACUGGUGCAUGGGAUUUGGAACGGGAUGAUCGGGGAGGUUGUGUACAGGCGUGCUGACAUGGCCAUCGGUUCUCUCACCAUCAACGAGGAGCGCUCUGAAAUCAUCGACUUCUCCGUACCGUUUGUUGAGACGGGCAUCAGUGUCAUGGUGGCUCGUAGUAACGGAACAGUAUCCCCGUCUGCUUUUCUUGAGCCUUACAGUCCAGCAGUUUGGGUCAUGAUGUUUGUGAUGUGCCUGACCGUGGUGGCUGUGACCGUGUUUGUGUUUGAAUACUUCAGUCCGGUUGGCUACAAUCGCAGUCUGGUGAGCGCUAAAGCUUCUGGGGGUCCGACGUUCACCAUAGGGAAAUCUGUGUGGCUGUUGUGGGGUAUUGUCUUCAACAACUCUGUCCCCAUUGAGAACCCCAAAGGAACCACCAGUAAAAUCAUGGUACUGGUCUGGGCCUUCUUCGCUGUUAUCUUCCUGGCUUCUUACACUGCCAACCUUGCUGCUUUCAUGAUCCAGGAACAAUACAUCGAUACAGUGUCUGGCCUCUCUGACAAGAAGUUCCAGAAACCACAGGAGCAUUACCCUCCUUUUCGCUUCGGGACAGUCCCAAAUGGGAGCACAGAGAGGAACAUCCGCAGCAACUACCCUGACAUGCACACACACAUGAUGAAAUACAAUCAGAAGGGGGUGGAAGAGGCCCUGGAUAGCCUGAAAAACGGGAAACUGGAUGCCUUCAUCUACGAUGCUGCUGUCUUGAACUACAUGGCCGGAAAAGACGAGGGCUGCAAACUGGUGACCAUUGGCAGCGGGAAGGUGUUUGCCACCACAGGAUAUGGAAUUGCUCUGGAAAAAGACUCGCGCUGGAAAAGACCUAUAGACCUGGCGUUGCUGCAAUUCCUUGGAGAUGGAGACACGGAACGACUGGAAACAGUCUGGUUGUCUGGUAUCUGCCAGAACGAGAAGAACGAAGUGAUGAGCAGCAAGUUGGACAUUGACAACAUGGCGGGCGUCUUCUACAUGCUUCUGGUGGCAAUGGGCCUCAGCCUGCUGGUGUUUGCCUGGGAGCACCUACUUUACUGGAAACUUCGACACUCUCUCCACAAAUCUCACAAACUUGACUUCCUGUUGGCCAUCAGUAGGGGUAUUUACAGUUGUUUCAAAGGAGUAGAGGACCCUGGGCGUUCAUCUGGUUUGGCCAAACCUGACCUGACCUCCAACUAUGCUCAAGCGAACAUGCUAAAGAUGCUUCGCACUGCCAAGGAUCUGGUCUCCACUGCCAAUGUUGAGAGCUCCUUGGACAACGCCACCAAAACCAUAGAGCAUUUAAGUCGUCAUGGUGGGACCCUACCUGUUCGUAUUCAACAAGUUUCCACGGAGAACGUGCCAGGAGGCUUUGCAUAUGUUACUGAAAAUCACUGCUCCCUACCCCAGCGUUCUAUCACGCCACCUCUAACGAGUGUUACCUCUCUCAAGCAACAGAGGGGUGUAAGCAGGCCAACACCACUGCGUUACACACUUCCUACCCGCUCUUCAUCAUGCCUGUAUGACAGACCACUCCCUGUGUCUAGCCUGAGCACCCCUCACCUGGCUGUAGGAGAGCCACUUCCUCAUCAGCACCCACACCACUACCACACCACUGGAAGAAUCUAUGUAGAUUCCUAUUCUCACUCUCCUUUCAUUCCUUACUCUGAUCUCCAACUGCCAGACAUCUACACAUCACAUCCCGUUUCCUUGUCCCAAAACCAACAUGUCCAGGUGGGCUUCUCCCAACCAAAAAGGAGGUCAAAGAGUUUUCAGAGUGACAAUGUGGAUGUAGAAAGGAGAAAACAUGGGGAGCAGGGAAUGAACAACAAAAGUCCUAUUGGUUUGAGUGAGCUCAAGGCCAAUCACCUUCAUGCUAAUCAUGUUUCCAACCCAAGUGUUGACAAUAUUUAUUUAGGAGAUAGUCUGUGUCCUCAGGUAGAGAACUAUGGCUCCUGGCCUCCAGAGGAUCUUGUGCUCAGAGGGCGACGCAGGCACCGCCGACCCUCUUUUCUUAAAGCAACUUGGGGUAGCGAGCAAAUUCGUCACUUUGAUGAAUCUCAAUCUUCUUUGUCCAGCCAAUCACCUUCAAUCUUGCCUGAUCUGUUUCCAUGUGCGGUCACUCCAACUACAUCCGCCAAGCCUUACAAUCCUGCCCAUCUGCGAAACAACCUGUGCCUCCCAAGGAAUCAGACCUACCUCCACAUCAGGGAGGACCAGAGGAGGCCUAAUGGGCGUAAAGGCCAGAGACUGCGCUACUCCCACUCAACCCACCUCCCAACAUAUGGGGAAGCAGUACGACAUGGAACUGGGCUAGGACGAGGAAUGGUGCGGAGAGCGACCAGCCUUCUCAGUCGUCAGUACGCACACUACCUGAACUCAUACCCUGGACUUCCACUUUACCAUGGUCCACUAGAUGUCCAGCAUCACAGCCAGGCUUCCAGCCCCGUUUGCCAGCUGUUGGCCUGUGGUGGUGGGCAAUGUGGAGGCCAGCGAGGCCUGCUGUAUCAGGACAGCUUAUAUGGAGCUUAUGGGGUCUAUCAGGGAUCCCAGACUGGAUCAGAGGGUCCAGUAGGACAGGGAGUGGGUAGCCACCCUGUGGGGAGUCCCUGUGUACUUCGACCAUGGCGACGGGUUUCCAGUUUGGAAUCUGAAGUCUGAUUGGAAACCAAAAGACCUUAUCAAAUGAAAAUUGUAGAAA